This is a messenger RNA of Lactuca saligna, 1110 nucleotides long. The record is from the annotation of a GenBank genome assembly. Lineage: Eukaryota; Viridiplantae; Streptophyta; Magnoliopsida; Asterales; Asteraceae.
CACCAUAUUUCUCUCUCAAAAAUCACACCAAAAAUGCGUAUGAGCUGCAAUGGAUGCCGUGUUCUUCGAAAGGGUUGCAGUGACAACUGCAGCAUUAGGCCUUGUUUGCAGUGGAUCAAGUCGCCGGAAUCUCAAGCGAAUGCUACUGUCUUCCUCGCGAAGUUCUAUGGCCGUGCCGGACUUAUGAAUCUCAUCAACGCCGGUCCUGAACACCUCCGUCCCGCGAUAUUCAGGUCACUUCUGUACGAAGCUUGUGGUCGGAUUGUGAAUCCGAUUUACGGGUCUGUUGGGUUGUUGUGGUCGGGAAAUUGGCAGCUUUGUCAGACUGCGGUGGAGGCUGUUCUUCAAGGUUCACCGAUUACGCAAAUCGCAUCGGACACGGCGGAGACAAACAAAGGGCCACCGUUUAAGGCAUAUGACAUCCGUCAUAUAUCCAAGGAUGAGAACUCCGGCGCCGGAUCAAGCGAGCUUCACCGAGUAAGGACUCGAUGCCGAUUCAAGCGGUCGACGGCGAAAGGGAAGGCAAGUCGCGUCUGGAUCGGGUCUAGUGAUCAGGAGGUAUCUGCUCAAAACGAGCAUAACAAUGAGUUUUCAAGCCACGGGUCAGCCCUGAGUCAUCAGUCGGGGGCGGCGCAUGUUGUGGAGGAUGACAACCUUGAGAUGGUGGAGGAAAGCUUAGCUUCCGCGGAGACUCCAUUAAUGUCGAACAAGCAGGCUGAAACUGGAGCGGCGGAGUUGGACGUGAAGGUCGAGCUAGAGCUGACGCUUGGCUACGAGCCGGUGGAUAAGUCUAAAGCUAAAGAAGUCACGACAGCCACCGCUUUGAAUAACUCCGAUGCCGGAGUGGAUUUGAGACUGGAUUGUCCGGUGUAAGGAGAUUAUCUCCGGUUACUCAGUUUUGAUGGUUAAGAUCUAGUUUUUUUUUCUUCUUUUUUGAGGGGUUUCUAAGAUUUUGUUUUAUUAUUUUCAUCUUUUUUUGGGGGGGUUUUGGAUAUGUCUUUUUGCCAUAGUCAGGAAAGUUGUGUACAAAUGUGAAUGAAAUGGGACCAAAAAGGGUGUAUAGGCCAUGUUUGGUUAAAUAUGGAUGAUCAAGUUUAAUGGCUUUUGGGG